AGGGGCUGCGUUACUGCCUCCUGCUGGAGUAUCCUUAGGCCUGCAGUGUCCUGAGUGUCACAUGGUCGGAUUGGUGUGCGUUCGUGUCAAAGCAGGAACUUAAUGUAGUAGUUUUAUAAUAAUAAGUAGCAGAAGAAGAAGAAGAAGAAGAAGAAGAAGAAGAAGAAGAAGAAGAAGAAGAAGAAGAAGAAGAAGAAGAAGAUAAUAAUAUUAAUAUCAUUAUUAUCAUUAUUAUCAUUGAUGUUAUUAUUCAGGGUAGGGGUGCUAGCCUAAACACUCCGAUAUUAACUUUUGUGGGACUAUAAUUAUAUCAAUGCUAAUAAUAAUACGUAUUAUUAUUAUUGUUAUUAUUAUUGUUGUUGUUGUUAAAUAUAAAAUGAGAAAGGGUUUUAUUAAACUAACUAAACUAAAUUUGGGUAAACAUAAACUGUUUAGGAUUAGACUGAUUGAUAACUUUACUUAAGUAAAGAAAAGUAUAGAAGUUUUUUUUAAUCCUGUUAUUCUGGUCAAUUUAUCUUCCAAUUUACAGAAUAUACAUUUUUACCAAACUCAAAAUAAUCCAAUGGCUGUGUGGCCAUGAACAGGAAACACACAUUGCAUUACACAAUAAUAGGAAGUGUUCUUCGAUAGGUGUCAUAAUUUUCAAAUAAAACAAAUAGAACAGAUAAUCUAUGCGGCCUGACUGGCUCUGGUCUUUUCUGUGUAGAACUAUGUUUCCUGUUUGUAUAUAUUAUCAGAGGCUUUUAAAUCAGACCGAAUCACAGACUGUGACUCUACGGCUUCCUCUGUGGGAUACUGCCUCCAUCCUGACGUCAGCUGGAUGGGAUGUGGGAUUGUUUUUCCUCCCCAUCCCAGUCUCAGCCUGACGCAUUCAGAAGAUCAGCUCUUCAGCAGCGGCCCGAGGAUGUCCUGUGUUUUGCCGUCCUUGCCCUUGGAUGAGUUUUCUCCUGAAACUACAUGAGACGAGAAGUGGCUCAGGUUUACACAGCACCCUUCACCAGCACCAGUCAACAUGCGGCCUGAGCCUGUCCUCCUGCAGCAGUGAUGGCAGCCCUCAGCCCUCCUGCUCCUCUCCUCUGUGUGCUGCUGUGUGUGUCCCUGGCCCUGCAGCGCUCGGACCUGCGUCUGGCUUACGUGACCCACAACAGCUUCUUCUACUACUCCUGCAGCCAGGACCCGCAGCCCUGCAGUGUCUCCUCUCUGACUGACUGCAGAUGCAAGGACAUCCAGCUGUCCACGCUGCACCACCCGCAGUCCCACUCCUCUCCUGUUUUCCGAAUGAAAAGUCUGACCGUCUGGUUCACGUCGCCAACGAACACGGCGCGUCUGCUCAACAACUCGGAGGUGAGGCACCUGACCCUGAUCCACUGUGGUGGAUCCGGUGGGAUGUCCCCGGCUCCCCUGGAGGGACAUUUCGCUGUGAAGCAUCUGGAUAGGCUGACGGUGGUGAACCUGCAGCAGCUUCACCACCUUCCAGAUGCAAACAGAGCAACGAGUACAGACUCGAACAGUGACACAGACGGAGACAACAGUGCUCAUCUGGACUCAAAUAGAUACAACCGGGACCGAGACACGUUCCUGGACCUGAUCGCAGACAUGAGGAGAGAUUCCCUGGAUCCGUCCACACCCCAGAUCCAAGACAUCUUCCUGGGCAGGGAGCUGGGAGCAGCGUAUCAUGAACAGGCCAGACUGGGGAUCCUCCACAGCUCCGUGCUGGGGUGGGGGGCAGUGGUCAAAGCCUACACGGUCCAGACGCACAUAGAUAGUGACGGUGAGCUGCCAUUCCCUGACCUCCACCUGCCCAAAUUACCAGUGGCAUCUGUCAUAUACGUCAGCUUUGUGUACUGACACCAGGCCUCUGUCUGAGAGGUGCUGCUGGGAACCACAGCAGGAAGAAGAGACUUUUACAGACUCGGAAUCAGGAGCUGUCCUCGUUUACAUAAAAUGUUAAAAGUCUGUUCACACUUAAAAUAUAUAGAAAACUGCGCCAUGAAACUUUGUGAAAGAGAAAACAAAGUGAGUGACGCAGUGAAACCAGCAGAAACUGUUCUUCAAAUCAUCCUUUUAUUUAGUUUAAAAGUUCUUUCCUUGUCAAAUUCCCAGGACAGAAAUUUAGAUUUGUUUUUCUUCUUCCGAAAGCUUUAAUCAUUGUUUUUCCCUGAGUGAGAAAUGUGCACAGCUGUUUAUCAGCAUGUAACUUACCAUGUCGACUAAUGAGAGAGCCUCUGAGGGACGGGAACAGUCUGCCAGCCUCCUCCAGCUGGAGGGUCCUUUGUUUCCAAAUGAUGUUUAUACUGAAUUGAUGGAACAAUCCCCAAAACAAGUGUUCACCAGUCGAGCAUUUGUCCUUUUUAUUCCCUUGUUUUUCCGUCUCUAAAGGGAGCGUUGUGUCCCAAAAACAAGAAUCUGAUCCAGUUGCAGAAUUCACACUGAAUAUAAGGCCAGAGGAUUUUUUCUCUCCCUGCGAGAAUUAAAUCUUAUUUGAAGAUUAAUCCAAUUUGAACUGUUUAUCCUAAACCCUCCCGAAAGGAGAAAUAAUGAGACUUGAUGAAUCCAAGAGAGAUUAUUCUGCAGUUGAAAAUUGUUCACUGAGACAAAUGUUAUAUAUUGUUCAUGUUAUUGUGCCUCUUUUGGAUAUUAAUUCUUACUCAAGAAUCUCAUUAUUUGAGACAAAUGAAGUUUAGUGGACGGACACAGCAAUAGUAGCAUUUUAAGAUUUUAGAUGUGGUCUAAGAGGAGGGCUAUUUCACUUGAGCUAAAUUUAAGAAAUAUGACUAAAUAGUCUGAAUCUCAAAUUGAUCUUAUAUUGGCCUCAGUAAUGUGUAGGUACGACCCUAAAAUGAUAAGAGGUUUAGAUAAUAGAUGGAUUUAUUACCAUACACAGAACGAUAUACUGUGAAAUACAGUAAUAAUAAAAGAAUAUGAUAAGUUUCAAACAUGAUGGUAAAAGAUUCAUUUAAAAAUGUUUAACCAUCAGUGAUGCUCUGUUUUCACUCGAACACUAAUCGACAGCGAUAAACAGAGGGAAUAACUUGAAAUCCUCAGUGUGAUCAAAGAUCGAUAGAGGUCAUCUGAUCAGCUGAUCCUGACCUCUGACCUUUGACCUCUGGGUCUCUGUCAUAAAGGUUUCCUCUUUAUCCAAAUGUUAUUCUAAAGAAACCUGUCACUGGAGUUGUGAUUCAACAUUCAACCACACGGUGGCAGCAGAUACAUGCAAAUCAAAGCGAGUGAUUCAAACUGAGGUGAAGGAGACUGAGCUAUUUUUCUGUCAUGUUUUUAAAGUGAUCCACAUUCUACAAACUUCUACAUACAUGACACUCAGCACUUUAAAAGCGUGUGAGAAAAGUUUUUAAAUGACAGAGGUACAUUGUUAAGUGUGACCUGAUAUUUAUUUGUGUUAAAGAAAAUAUAUUAGUGCCAUUGGCUUAACUUGUUUUAAAACAGAAAUAAAAGAUUUCGUGACCUGUACGUCUCCUGGAUUUAAAAUUAUUGUCAGAACUUGAUUUGUCAAAUGGAUCACACACAAACAACUUGAAUGAAUAAAGAAUAAAACAAAUUGUGGUAAAAAGACCCUUCAUAUUUUCUUAAAACAGCAUUUUUAAUAACUUUUUAACACAUAAUCCCGGUCAGUCUGAUGGUGGAGGCUAAUUUGGUCAUUUUAAUAUUUAUUUUUUUACUUUAUUGUCUUUUCAACGGAUAUAUCAUCAGGAUGGAGGAUAAUAAUCAUGUUAAAACCACAUGUAUCUAAGAUGGUAAUCCAUCAAUGCCUAGGCUCCAGUAUAAAGACGCUGGAUGCGAGCAGCCCCGUUUACGCACGUUUUACGCACGAUGAGUGUGCGCUGACACCUGCUGCGGAGAGCUGCUUAUUUGCAUGAUAAACGUGUCGUUUUCACGCACUGUGAAUACAAACUGAUGCCGCCUGUUGAUCCCGCACCUGAGAGGGUCAGGGCCCACUCACCGGGGACGACACACGGAGACAUCCCCCGGGUUGUGCAGCCGGGUUGGGCGGGUUUGGACCCAUGUAAAGGUUUGGUGAGAAAAACUGUGACCUGCUCAUUUAAAGUCAAACUCCCCCCCAGUGAGAAUAAAUCAGUGACUUGUCCAGUGCAGAUCUGUUGGGUGUAAAGAGGUGGAGGGUUGAAGUGGAUUGAUUUCAGGUGGUCUCUCUCCUCCAUGUGGCUCGGUCACCACGCUGCCGCCGUCUCCUCACCGGCAGUUACGCACUAAAGCAUUUUUAUAAUCAGACGUUAUUGUUCGCCGCCUCCUUGUGGGAGAUGCGCCCGUGUUCAUUUUUUAAAAGGGCAAAUCAGCCAUAAUUCAGUUUAUAAACUGCGGCGCGCGGGGGAGAACUGCCUGGAUGAAUAUUCAUUAGAGUCCGCCCGAACUGCCACGCUCGUGAUUCAUUAGGCAUAUGUAAAUAUCACUCACUUUAAUUGCCCCUAAACUGACUCAACAUAAUGUUGUCAUUAGCAAAUUAUUACUUAUUUGUGAUACUAAUGGUACGGUAUGGCGCACAGUGCUGCUGCGCCACAUAUAUGAUUGCAAUUACAGCUCUUUUUAUUCACUGGGUGGCUGCAUGAUCGAUCUGCAGUGUGCGUGUGUGUGUGUGUGUCUCUUUGUAUGUGUGUGCGUUGAGUCCAGGCUUACAUAAACAAUUUAGUGUGUUUUACUUUGUCUAUUUACUCGGAAUUAUCUAUAUGUGUGUGUGUGUGUGUGUGUGUGUGUGUAUGUCUGUGUUAUAAUUCCACAGGUUUAAUAAAGUUAAGUUUCGUAUUACUAUGUUGUACUUUUAGAUACUGCAUACUGGUUUUAAUUGAUGUUUUACUUUUGAUGUAUUGUUGCUUAUAGGUGUUUGUUUCUCCUAAUCUGAUUUGAACACUUUUACUUAUUCAUGUGUUUUUAUGAUAUAUAUUUGUAAGGUGUCCGUUGUGAAAUAGGAUUAUUAUUCCUACUAUUAAUUCUAAAGAUUUACUUUAUUAUAGAAAUGCAGUUGAACUUUUGCCACAAGAAACACUAACCACCCUGCUGGAUAAACAAAAUUAAAAGUCAUUUUAUAUAUUUUCAUAUAUAAUUGUGUGUAAAACUAAAGAAGCCAAU
Molecule: messenger RNA, 5097 nt
Organism: Platichthys flesus (European flounder)
Lineage: Eukaryota; Metazoa; Chordata; Actinopteri; Pleuronectiformes; Pleuronectidae
Exons: 3
Coding region: 1045-1848 (267 amino acids)
Source: RefSeq, a predicted model, not a curated record